Messenger RNA from Anoplopoma fimbria (sablefish), 1201 nucleotides. RefSeq names its product hepatocyte nuclear factor 3-beta-like. Gene Ontology annotation, molecular function: transcription factor binding; RNA polymerase II cis-regulatory region sequence-specific DNA binding; protein domain specific binding. The record is from RefSeq and is a predicted model, not a curated record. Gene Ontology annotation, biological process: anatomical structure morphogenesis; regulation of transcription by RNA polymerase II; cell differentiation. Lineage: Eukaryota; Metazoa; Chordata; Actinopteri; Perciformes; Anoplopomatidae.
GAGCCGCCUGGAUGUGUUAGGUGUUGGGAGUCUCCACGAUGCUGAGCUCGGUUAAGAUGGAGGGACACGAGCAUCCAGACUGGAGCGGGAGCGGCUACUACGGAGAAACUGAGUGCUACACAUCAGCUGGGAACAUGAACUCAAUGGGCUACAUGAACGCGCCCAGUAUGACCAGUACCGGGCACAUGAACGCGCAUUACGCACACCCGAUGGGGGUCCCACAGGCCCGGGUCAUGCUGCAGGCCGGGGCCGGGAUGUCGGGCCUCGGAGGCUCCCUGCAGCCGAGCAUGGGCUCCAUCAGCCCGCCGCCGUACGGGAGCCUCCCGGUGGUGAGCCCGGUGUACGGACAGGCCCAGGUGAGAUCCAGGGAACCCAAACCGUACCGGAGGAGCUACACCCAUGCAAAACCUCCCUACUCCUACAUCUCCCUCAUCACCAUGGCCAUCCAGCAGUCCGGGGUCAAGAUGCUGACCCUGAAUGAGAUCUACCAGUGGAUCACAGACCUGUUCCCGUUCUACCGGCAGAACCAGCAGCGGUGGCAGAACUCCAUCCGACACUCUCUGUCCUUCAACGACUGCUUCAUCAAGGUGCCUCGGUUACCGGACAAACCGGGCAAGGGGUCGUUCUGGGCUCUGCACCCGGACUCCGGGAACAUGUUCGAGAACGGCUGCUACCUGCGGCGGCAGAAGAGGUUCAAGACCGGGAGAGGAGGAGAAGGAGGGGAGAAGGAGUCUGAAGGAGGCUCCACCAGCACCACCACCACCACCACCACCACCACCAGUGGGAGUACGCGUUCAGACUCCCCGCACUCCUCCUCCCCAGACUCCCCCACCUCCUCAGACCCAAAGGUCACCGGGGUUGACCUCAAAGUGCCAUCCAGCCCGACGCGCGUCAACUCUCCUUUUACGCAGCACCUGUUCUCCCACCACCACCAGUACCACCACCACCACCACCACCUGAAGCCGGAGCACUACCACCCCCAUUACUCCUUCAACCACCCGUUCUCCAUCAACAACCUCAUGUCGGAGCCGGUGGUGCAGUGGGGGUAUGGCUGUCCGGUGGUGUCCAAAACCGGCCUUGACCCCUCUCACCCCGACGCCAGCUACUACCGUGGGGUGUACAGCAGGCCCAUCAUGAACUCCUGAAGCUCUGGUCUCCACACCGAGAACACCUUGUACAUUUGUGAAUGUGAGAGAGAGAA